Molecule: messenger RNA, 1160 nt
Organism: Spirodela intermedia
Lineage: Eukaryota; Viridiplantae; Streptophyta; Magnoliopsida; Alismatales; Araceae
Source: the annotation of a GenBank genome assembly
AUGGCUGCGACGGAGGUUGCCCCCAGCGUCCCCAUCGUCCUCCUCUCUAGUGAGCUUCUGAAGCAGCCGGGUAGCGCCGCCUGGGCAGCCGCGCGCGCCCAAGUCUGGGGGGCCCUCGAGGAGUUCGGCUGCUUCGAGGCGAUCUACGACGGGAUCUCGCCGGAGCUGCGGCAAUCCGCCUUCGCCGCCGCGAAGGAGCUCGUCUCCCUGCCCGUCGAGACCAAGCGGCGGAAUGUCCCCGCCGGCCCUUUCCUCGGCUACGUCGGAGACAUCCGGGGCCUUCCAUACGAGAGCCUCGCCGUCGACGACGCCCUCGACCCGGCGGCGGCCCGCGGCUUCACCGACCUGAUGUGGCCGGAGGGGAACCCCGGCUUCUGGUACCCCCCAAACUCUCAUCUCCAUCCUCCACAUCGUGAAGAUCUGAGACUUAGCUCGAUCGUCUCAUUCCUCUCCUUCCCAGCGAAGCCGUCUGCAACUUCGCCGAGGCGGCGGCGGCGGUGGAGGGAGCGGUGAGGAGGAUGGUGCUGGAAAGCUUGGGAGUCGAGAAGUACUGCGGCUUCCACGCGAGGUUCACCAAGUACAAGGUGCGAUUGUCGGAGUACGCUCCGCCGGCGUCGGAAGGGGAGGCGAUGCUCAUCUUGCCGCCCCACACGGACAGCAGCGUGACCACGCUCACCCUCCAGAACCACGUCCAUGGCUUCGAGGUGAAGACGAAGAGCGGGGCCUGGGUCUGCGUCAACCCUUCCUCCCCCAGCUCUCUCAUCUUCAUCAACGGCGACGCCUUCAGGGUACGUCCUUCCGCCGCCUCCCUCCUCCCGUGAGAGCUUCUUUCUGAUUGAUUGGCUGACACGGCGGCGCCGCCGGUGUUGAAGGCGUGGAGCAACGGACGGCUGUACGCGCCGCCGCACCGCGUGACGGUCGCCGGUGGCGAGAUCAGGAUGGUCAUCAUGCUGUUCGCGGUGCCCAAGGACGAGGCGGUGGUAGAAGCCCCGGCGGAGCUCGUCGACGGGGAGAAGAACCCCGCGCGGUUCAGGCCCUACAAGUUCUUGGAGUACGCCGAAGCCUUCAAUUCCCUUCUCGCCGCUGCCGGCGACGACCCAACGUCCGUCCUUCCGGCAUUCUGCGGGUACGCAGCACCCGAACCCAAGGCAGAAACAUGA